Molecule: messenger RNA, 2571 nt
Organism: Colletotrichum truncatum
Lineage: Eukaryota; Fungi; Ascomycota; Sordariomycetes; Glomerellales; Glomerellaceae
Product: alpha-mannosidase family
Biological process (GO): glycoprotein catabolic process; carbohydrate metabolic process; protein deglycosylation
Cellular component (GO): nucleus; cytosol
Molecular function (GO): peptide-N4-(N-acetyl-beta-glucosaminyl)asparagine amidase activity; carbohydrate binding
Source: RefSeq, a predicted model, not a curated record
AUGUGGGCUGACUUUUGGUCCUUUCAUGCCUUUGCGGCACUCUUCCGCUGGCUGCUCAUGCCACAGAGUCAUCUGCCGUCCAUAUCCCACGCAGCAUCUGGAGCAGCUGGAGUAGCCUCGAACUGGAUUUCCGGCACACCCGAGACCACGAAGUCCACUACGGUUCUGGCCGAAGAUGAUUUUGACCCGUUACAAUACGUCGAUCCCCUUAUCGGCUCGAGCAACGGCGGUAAUGUCUUCGUAGGCGCGACGUUACCGUACGGUAUGGCGAAAGCCUCCGCGGACACGAAUAGUAGCUCCAACCAAGGAGGCUUCACUCUUGACGGGAACCCCAUCACGGGAUUCUCAGUUAUGCAUGAUUCUGGAACGGGCGGCGCGCCAUCCUUGGGAAACUUUCCAUUAUUCGCCUAUACGACAUGCCCCAGCGGGGUCAUCAAUUACUGCACGUUUCCGAAAAAGGCGCGGGCACGAUUCGGCUACUUCAGAACUAGAGACGUUAUCGCAAAGCCAGGGUUGUUCAAUGUGACGUUGAGAGAUGGUAUCAGAGUCGAGAUGACCACGUCACAACGAACAUCGCUGUUCAGGUUCAACUUUCCACAACAAGGGCAGCCGCUCAUCCUCCAGGAUCUUUCAGACCUGGGCGACACGAGACAAGAUAAUGCUACAAUCAAGGUUGACGGGCGCACGGGAAGAAUAACAGGUAGUGCGAAGUUCAAUCCCAGCUUCGGCUCUGGCACGUUCGUGCUUUACUUCUGUACAGACUUCCAGGGUGGCGAGGUCUUGGACAACGGCAUCUUUGUGGAUAGCCGCGCCAGCGCUGAUGUUAAGAACAUGACUAUAUCCCGCUCGAUCAACGGUUAUCCACUUCCCGGAGGUGCCUUUGUUCGGUUCAGGUCGGCAGACCAACCCAUCAUUGCACGAGUCUCGACAAGUUUCAUUAGCAGCCAGCAAGCUUGCUCCAACGCCGUGGCUGAGAUUCCCGACUACAACUUUGAGCGAGUAUCUCUGGAGGCGACUGCUAUCUGGAAAAAGAAGCUCAGUCCGAUCAAGAUUUCAACAGACAGAGUGGAUGAGUCUUUUGCAAGAAACUUUUACAGCGGCAUCUACAGAACCAUGGUCAAUCCGCAGAAUUACACUGGCGAGAAUCCAUUGUGGAAAAGCAGCGAGCCGUACUGGGACUCGUUCUACUGCCUGUGGGAUUCUUUCCGUUCUCAGAUACCGUUCUUGGUCAUUAUAGAUCCCACCGCCGUCGCGGAGAUGGUGAGAUCUCUUAUUGAUACCUACGUUCACACUGGCUGGUUACCGGAUUGCCGAAUGAGCUUAUGCAAAGGUUUCACGCAAGGAGGAUCGAAUGCAGACAACGUCUUGGCAGAUGCAUACCUCAAAAACAUCACAGAUGGUAUUGACUGGGACAAAGGAUACGAAGCGGUGGUGAAAGACGCCGAGGAAGAACCUUUCGACUGGAGCGUUAAUGGACGUGGUGGACUGGACAGUUGGAAGAGACUGGGCUACAUCCCUGUACAGGAUUUCGACUACAAGGGCUUCGGAACUCUUACAAGAAGCGUUUCUCGGACGCUUGAGUACAGUUACAACGACUUUUGCAUUGCGCAGAUGGCCGACAAAAUGGGCAAGGAUGAAGAUCGCGAGAAGUACAUUGGGACGAGUAGAAAUUGGCGCUACUUAUACAAGCAAGACCAAAAGUCCGCCUUCUUUAACGGCACCGAUACUGGAUUCCGGGGUUUUUUCGAGCCCAAGUAUAUCAACCAGACUUGGGCAUAUCAGAACCCCUUGAACUGCAGCAAUCUCGACGGAAACAGUGCUUGCUCUCUUCAAAACAACGGGCCAGAAACAUUUGAAAGCAGUCUCUGGGAGUAUGGAUUCUUUGUCCCCCAUGAUCAAGGAACUCUCAUCAACACAUACGGUGGCCCCGACGCCUUUGUUCGCAGGCUUGACUUCUUACACGACCAAAACAUUACCUACAUAGGAAAUGAACCGGCUUUCCUCACAGUGUUCCAGUAUCACUACGCCGGACGGCCAGCGUUAUCGGCUAAACGGGCCCACUACUAUGUUCCAGCUUUCUUCUCUCCUCAGCCUGGUGGACUUCCUGGCAAUGAUGACAGUGGAGCCAUGGGAUCUUUCUUGGCCUUCACAAUGAUGGGAUUAUUUCCCAACCCUGGCCAAGACGUUUAUCUCAUCACUCCGCCCUUCUUUGAGAGCGUUGAAAUUACCCACCCUCAAACGGGAAAGACGGCCAAAGUGCGAAACGUCAACUUCGAUCCCAAGUACAGGAGCAUCUACAUCCAAAGCGCUACCCUUGAUGGUGAGCCAUACAGGAAGAAUUGGCUGAAUCACAGCUUCUUCACCGAAGGCAAGGAGUUGGUGUUGACGCUUGGCCGAAGGGAGAGCGACUGGGGUACAAGGGUCCAGGAUUUACCACCAAGUAUAGGAGAGUACACAGGGUUCAACCGAACGUUCCCUUCAGCGUUUCCUUCGAACGCAACUGCCAGGAGGAGAGAAACAAACUACAAGGGGACUUUCGGGGGCUCAGGGACAAACGUAGGUGGAUUAUAG